ACCCCUCUCUUCUGAUAUUUUAUUUACUCCCGAAACCCAAGAUGGCUCCUGUGAAUGUCUCAGCCCCAAAGCAAAGCGAGGAUGAGAGCAGCUGCUGAAAAAACUACUUUCCCCCGACCGUCGCAUCCCCUGGAGUUCGACCCGUAUGCUGCGGAGGAGGCUCUAACGCCCGCCUAGGCCCCGAGCAGCCUUUGGUGCUUCGCGGAAGCCUCUUCAAUCCAACAAUUUUGAAGUAGUUUCGCGAAGUAGCUCUUCUCGGGUGUCGCUGUCUGUCCGGAGCCGAGGUUCAGGCAGGCGUCUCAUCCAAAUGGCCGAACCGAGAAAAGUGCAGUUUGUCACCCUCUCGGCCUUCGCGGCUGGAGCUGCCGCGGAGUCUAGGAAGCGCCGGCUGGAGGGAGAGGCCGACCUCAACUUCGACAGAGCCGGGGAGSCGGACGAGGCGGCUGGCGGGGCAGGAAGAGAAGGAUCCGCCAGCAAUGGUCGUCUCGGUAAAACCGGCGACAGGGACAACAAGGCUGCCGCCGAGAGGAGGACCUUUCGGAUCAACCUGUCCCUGUCGGAGCCGGACGAACACUCCUCAGCGGAGUUUAAUUAUGGCGAGCUCAUCCAGAACCUGAAGGGUAACACAGGGACGAAGAAGAAGAAGGACAGAAUGCAAGAUUUGAUUGAUAUCGGUUUUGGUUACGAUGAAACGGAUCCAUUUAUAGACAACUCAGAAGCUUAUGAUGAGCUGGUGCCUGCAUCUCUGACCACAAAGCUUGGGGGAUUUUACAUCAACACUGGAACGCUGCAGUUCAGAGCGACCUCUGAUUCAGAGGGGGAGGAGGACAAGAAGCUGAACAACGAUACAGAGCAGGUGGUUAAGAAGAGGAAAAAGGAGGUGAAUAAUGUUGAAGAGAAGAACUUGAAGAACAGCUUACCUAAACAAGGAGUGACAGCGCUCAACCUCCACCGACCGGAGAAGAAGAAGAGGAAGAAACUGAUGAAGGACUCUCUGUACCUGGCAGCAAUGCUGCGUCGCUUCACCCGGGAGAAAGAGGAGAUGAGGAAAACAAACCCCAGCGUGGAUCCCCUCGUCGUGUCGGGAGGUGCGGCUAACAAGUCCCACUCGGGCAACGCCACAAACCUCCCAUUAGUUUCUAACUCCACCCAGCUGCAGGCCGGCACAGCUGGCAGCGACCUCGCUCUGAAGGACCUCACCUCGGACCCCGCCGCCAUGUCUCUACUGGGCUCGGCCACCGAGAAGGAGCUGCAGGAUCUGUUGGGCGACUUGGACUUCAGUUUGUUGGACACGGAUCAGCAGAAUGCCGUGUCGACAGCCAGGGAGAACGGCAUUCUGGGUAUUGGCGCUCCUGCUCAUAAAGCGGCAGUAGGAGGAGGAGGAGGGGGUCAAGGGCGAGGCCUGGGGUCUUCCAGCGGACUAUUCUCUCCGCCGCCUCUACCUGAUGGACUGCCUGCUCCCCUGAUUAAACGCAUCGAGGACCUGCGGGCGGCUUCGCGGCAGUUUGAUCAGGAGGGCAGGAAGAAAUUUUUCACCCUGGACAUGAAUAACAUUCUCCUGGAUAUCGAGCUGCAGGUCCAGGAGCAGCCUCCCGAGGUGCGCUCAGGCAUCUAUUCGCACAUGGAAGCRUUUGUGCCGUGCAACAAAGAGGCCCUCCUCAAGCGCCUCAAAAAGCUCAGCCUCAACAUCCAGGACGACCGUCUGCGAGCGCCUCUGCUGAAGCUGAAGUUGGCCGUGUGCAGCGUGAUGCCGGAGCAGAUAGCUAGAUAUGACAUGGACUGCAUGGCCAAGGCUGCAAAACAGCAGUCAGAAGAGGGCGAUAAGAACGGCUCUGAAGAGGAGGAUGAGGAAAGACCAGGAAAAAGAGUGAUGGGUCCUCGAAAGAAGUUUCUCUGGGAUGAGAAGCUCAGGAACCUGCUGUGUAACUUGGUGCGAGUGAAGCUGAGCUGCUAUGAGCUGGAGAAGCAGUGCUCUCUGUCUKUGGAGGACUACCUCAAGGCCUUCUUAGAGAACGAGGUCAAACCACUAUGGCCCAAAGGCUGGAUGCAGACCAGGAUUCUGUUCAAGGAGAGUUUUGUUGUUCACGGUCACCUCACUGGAAAUCUAGUGAAGAGGAGGAUGGUGCCCGGACCGAAGGCCAAAGCCAAGGAGGGUCUUUGGACCAACAAGCCUCCUCUGACCAUGACCACCAUCCCAUCUCUGGCCCCGACACCCAGCCGCCCCCCGCCUCCCUCCUCCUCCUCGCCCCCGGAGCCCAUCUGUCUGUCGGACUCUCUGGAUGAGGAUUUGACGGCUCCCUCUCUGGACUCCAUCUCUCACGCUCUGGCCAUCCUCAGCAACGCAUCCAAGGGCCUGGGCUUCCUGGCGGAGAGCCCCCUUUCACCCCCGCCCCUGCAGAUACCCACCUCUUCUCCUCCCCCCGUCGCCCCUCAUUACCCCUCGGCCUCUCAGGUGUCCGUGUCUGUUUCAUCCGCGCCUCAGCAUCACCCCCCGUCGAAGGCGGAGGCCUCUCCCCCGCUGGGAACCAUGCCAGUCCUCUCCUCCUCUACCUCCUCGUCUCCGGUCGUGUCCUCCGUGGUCCGCGUGACGGCAUCGGGCGUGUCGCUAGCCACUAGGACUGCGGAAGAUCAUUACGCUCAGAUUAAAGCUAUGGAGGUCCAAAGCCCGACUCAGAGACUCAUUUCCAGACCUGCCUCCAUUAUGGGCAAGAUGCACCCCCACCCGUCUCCCUCACCCCCGAAGCAGCGGCCUCCCCCCACAGCUUCCCCUCUGCUCCCUCCGCAUCCGAAGGGUUUCGCCAGCCCAGCAGGGAUCCUGGGAACGUUGGGAACUGGUCAGGGACUGUCCAAGACCAGCACCAAAUCUGUCAGCAACGGCAGCGUCGCACCUUCCUCCUCCUCUUCGUCGCAGUCCCGGCCCAGCUCCACGCCCAACCUGCAGUCGUUCUGCCCCCCCUCCCCCGCAGCGUCCUCGCCGUCCCCCACCUCCCAUAGCUCCCACCCCUCUCAAGCUAAACCCCACCCGCACCGUCACCCUCAGCCCAACUUCAUCACCCCCAUGCAGGUCACCCUCACCAAGUCGUCCCACAGCAGCAGCUCCUCCCCCAUCAUCAAACUCACCCCCCGGCCUCCUGCGCCCACCCCUCCUCCCUCCUCCUCCCCCUCCCCGUCAUCCUCGCCCUCGCACCAGCUCCCCCAUCAGAUCAUCUCCAACCAGCAGCAGCUCCAGUACGCUCCCAAAACGCCCAAAACCUUCCGGCCCCCCUUCAGCGGGCAGGUAAAGCAAACGCCGGGCGGCUGCAGCUUCGCCGGCGCCCAGAAACCUCCGCCCACCACGAGCAGCGUCAACAGCAACUCCAACAACAAAGGAGCGGUGUCGGCGGACAAAACGCCCCUUUCCUCCACAGCUACAGGCUCAGCCAAUCAGAGGCAGAGGGCGGUGGGUGGGGCUAACCAGGGCUCAAAGGCAGGAAACGGUUGGGCAGCUUCAAGCACUUUGACCUCAUCAGCUACAACGAUAAACCUCUCACAGGUGUCAAAUGCCGGCUCCGCCCUCCUGAGCAACCACUCCGCUCUCCCUCUGGGCUUUGGGAUGUUAGGAGGCCUGGUGCCCGUCUCGCUACCCUUUCAGUUCCCUUCGAUGCUUAAUUUCAGCGCUCCUGGAGCCCCGGGAGCAGCUGGGAUGGGAUCAGCUCCCAGCUCCAACUCAGGAUACCCGCUAGCACAGAGCGACCUAAUGGAUCUAUAUAAGAGCCUCCAGUCAGGGUCGCAGGCUGCCCUACCUCCUCACUUGCAGCUUGCUUUUUCAGACGUGAACCAAAGCCAGAGUGGAGACAUGAAGAGGAAAACCCACUGACCAAUAGGAGCGCAGGAGAUGAUGCCGAGGAAAACCCACUGAUAAUAGGAGCACAGGAGAUGAUGCCAGCAGAGUGACAUCAUACCCUCCUGGACGCGCUAACCURUAGGAAUACGUGUUCAACACGUGGCGGCGUCCGCCGGCUCCUAACAGACCUAAAAGUCGCUUCAAGUGGCAGUGAAUUAAUUUACCUGUAUUUUCUCUAAAGAACCAGGUGUGAGAACAAGACAGAGUAAAUGGCAGGUACACUUCCUUUUGUUCGGCUUCUUCUUUUUAUUUUUCGUCAACAUGUUUACAUACGACUGACCUCGAUCACUGUGGAACUGAGUGCGAGCGAGGUGGCGGUACAUGUGUGAGUAGGAGUACGCUACGUAAUAUUUGUAUUUAAGAAUUAUAUGAAACAAUAGGAAACUUGUUCUCGCAGAGGAAAAGAAAAGCAGAAUAUAAUUAUUAUUAUUAAAUUUGUGUUUUUCUGUUCGUCGCCAACGUGGGAAUUGUGUCUGUAGAAGUUUAUUGUUGGUCACCUCUGCUCCCACAAAUGACUGUUAAGUAGUAGCUUAAAUUAAUAUUGCUAAAUUAUUUUUUAAUUUACACAGGGAUAAAAAUGUGUGUGUGUGUGUGUGUGUGAGGUUGAUUUGAAUGUGUGUGUAGAUAAGAAAAAUGUGCUGUUAAUUACUUUGAGAUGAUUUUUAUGACUGAGUAAAGACAUUUCCCCCUUCCACAAAAAGAGCAAGUUUGAAGCCCCA
Molecule: messenger RNA, 4602 nt
Organism: Austrofundulus limnaeus
Lineage: Eukaryota; Metazoa; Chordata; Actinopteri; Cyprinodontiformes; Rivulidae
Gene: ubn2a
Product: ubinuclein 2a
Biological process (GO): chromatin organization
Cellular component (GO): nucleus
Source: RefSeq, a predicted model, not a curated record